AUGGCACAAGAGAACUUCUCAUCUGACAGCUGUAAAUCUUUGAAAUCCCCUUACAUUACAAUGGCUGUAAAAGAAGCAGAUGCUUCAGGAUACAUCACAAGCAAAACAUUUCAAAUGGCAGUCCCACAAUUUCAGAACUUCUACAACCAAUUCAAGGAAAUGGCAAGUGUUCUUGAGACAGUUUGAACAGCAUUUCAGCAGUUUAUUUAAACCAAGCGAGCCCUUUUCAUCUUGCCUAUAAAACUUAAUGGUUUUUGUUAAGGAAAGG
Elgaria multicarinata webbii is the source of this 268-nucleotide messenger RNA. RefSeq names its product COMM domain-containing protein 6-like. NCBI's taxonomy places the organism in Eukaryota, Metazoa, Chordata, Lepidosauria, Squamata, Anguidae. The coding region runs from base 1 to 186 and encodes 61 amino acids. The record is from RefSeq and is a predicted model, not a curated record. The transcript has a single exon.